AUGGCCCGUAGCAACACCCAAGUACAGCUGCUACGUCGCAGCACCCGGAUCGCGUCAAGGAAAUUACCGCCCAAGCCGUCCUCCGUCUGCGCAGACUGCUGGAAUGGCCCUUUUGCUGCACAGCUCGGCCUCCUCCACGCGCCGUUCAAGUGGACUGGGGAGGGAGGGUAUUCAUACUCCACCUCGAGGGAACAGCUGAAGCGAAGCGCCGCAGCCGGUUGUGCUUGGUGUAAGUGCCUAUAUCAGAAGCUCCUACAGCGCGGCUCCGUAGUCAAAGGUAUCAAGGGGCUGCCGUCGAGCUGCCUCAGUAUCACGAUUGGAUCCCCUGGCGGUGGAGUCGGAAUCACCCCAACCAAUGUGCAAAACCUACGUGUAGCUAUCAACAACGACAGGAGCUUUGACGAACUACUGUUGCAUGCAUCGGAAGACGACCCGGCAGCACCGUACAUCGUCGCACGCGAUCCCAUCCUGGACGCCGGAUCCUCUCGCACUCUCUCCCUCGCGAAGGCGCUCAUCAACGAGUGCGCGCAUGGACACGAGCGUUGCAGGACGAUUUCGCCGUCUUCCGCCGUUCGCCUCCCCACGCGUCUUAUCGACUGCGCCGACCCCGCGCACCCGCGCCUCGUCUCUACGGAGGGCGAACACGGUACAUAUCUCGCGCUCAGCUAUGUGUGGGGCGAAGCACAGCCCCACAAGACCACCAAAUCCAACAUAUCUGCCUACUCCGCCGAGAUUGAUACUUCUCUCCUCCCCCGAACUAUCUGCGACGCGAUCUACGUCACGCAUACACUCGGAUCCCGGUACCUUUGGGCGGACAGCCUGUGCAUCAUCCAGGACUCGGACGAGGACAAGUUGCACGAAAUCGGGCGCAUGCAUCUCAUUUAUCGCUAUGCGUAUCUCACCAUCAUCGCCGCCAGUGCGGAGCGCGUCAGCGACGGGUUUCUGCAGGAUCGUCUCGCAGAACCAGACGACCUCACCCUUCCAUUCCUCUGUCCCCCGCCCCCUCCCGCGUCUGGAGAUGAUGCAGCGGAAGUACAGCAGGUGGGCGAAGUGCACUGCUCCCACCGAUCCUGGGCUGUGGACCCGCCGGAUCCCGUAGACCGGCGAGGUUGGUGUCUGCAAGAACUGUACAUGUCUCCGCGCGCACUCAUCUUCGCGUCGAAGACACUCCGGUUCAGGUGCCAAGAAGCCACGCCAAACGUCGGCAACUCCAUCCGCAGGACGUACAUGGACGUCCGGCUACCAGAUAUCCUCUUCCACCCAGCGCCGCCGCCGGUACAGCGUGGCUCGAAGGAAUGGGCCGACAUACACACCCAGUGGGGGCGCAUCGCGAAUCAAUACAACGGGCGCACCCUUGGCCAGGCGUCGGACAAGCUCGUCGCGUGCGGCGCGCUCGCGGAGGCGUUCCACCGCAUCCUGCGCUCGGACUAUCUCGCGGGCAUGUGGCGCGACACUCUGCUCUACGACCUGCUUUGGCGAGCCCACAAGAGUGCCGGGGAUCCGGAAUCCGGACAAGUAGGCCGCUCAGCGGAGUACCGCGCCCCGUCGUGGUCGUGGGCUGCCGUCGACAGGGCGGUCGACUCCCGUGGCCCCUCCUACAACGCGCUGAACGUGGCUUUUGCUGCGACGGUGGUCCACUGUGAGGUCACGCUCAAAACGCCGGAGCUUCCGUUCGGCGAAGUGACGGGUGGCUCGCUCGUUCUGCGUGCGACGUUGAUUCCGUGCAAGGUGCGCAUAACUGAUAACGGGUUGGGCGCUGAGAUCCUGUUUGUCCGGCCUUCUGCGCGCGGGCGGUGCCCUGGAGUUAUUGAUGCAGCCGAUACCAUAGUCGAGGAUGGGAGGUUUCUCGGCUUGUGCUCCGUCGACCAUGAUCCUGAUCUGCUGCUCGAGAGGGAGUCAGAGUGGCUCGUCCCGCUUCUCCGGCGAACGAACGCCCCAGGUGCCCCAUCGGCGUACGGUCUUAUCGUCACCCUCGCGAAUCUGGACUCGGGCGAGAACACGGAGAGCAGGAAGGUCUACCGCCGGCUUGGGGAGUUCACGACGUUUUUGAGCUGGGACAAGCUGCUCAGCUAUGCACCCACGUCGUUGGAGGAGGAGAUUACCGUUAUCUGA
Trametes versicolor FP-101664 SS1 is the source of this 2112-nucleotide messenger RNA. RefSeq names its product HET-domain-containing protein. The record is from RefSeq and is a predicted model, not a curated record. The transcript is spliced from 2 exons. The coding region runs from base 1 to 2112 and encodes 703 amino acids. NCBI's taxonomy places the organism in Eukaryota, Fungi, Basidiomycota, Agaricomycetes, Polyporales, Polyporaceae.